Molecule: messenger RNA, 2031 nt
Organism: Aaosphaeria arxii CBS 175.79
Lineage: Eukaryota; Fungi; Ascomycota; Dothideomycetes; Pleosporales
Product: SPRY-domain-containing protein
Exons: 6
Coding region: 1-2031 (676 amino acids)
Biological process (GO): cytoskeleton organization; cell surface receptor signaling pathway
Cellular component (GO): cytoplasm
Molecular function (GO): protein binding
Source: RefSeq, a predicted model, not a curated record
AUGUUUCGAAGGUCCUCGUACGCUUCAGUUGCUGCAGGCAACAGCGGCCAACCGCAAGGCUCUGCCCCAACUCGCUCCGGCGCAUUCUCGCAUCUCGCCAACAAUAACUCCAGCUCCGGCUCCUAUCCUACACAAGCGACCGCCCAGUCGUCUCGUCACCUCUCGCGCUCGCUGGAUACGGAUGGAUACAACACCAACAUGUCUACAUCAUGGGGACGCGGAGGCCCAUUACCCUCUUACUCGAGCCAUUUUGGAUACCUGCACGGAUCGGGCCCGACAGGCCAGGAUGGGCCACUGCCUCCCUUUUUCGUGCCGUCAUACUUGAGAGGAUCGAAGUACGCAGAGAGGGUCGAGGAUGCAUAUAAAGCGAAGGUUGCCGCACAGAGGGAGCUCAGAUCAACACAAUCGUCGAACGCCGGAUCGCUCUCAACAAGUUCCAGCAGCGUCAAUCUCCACAAGAUGGUACCAUCCCAUCGGGGGUUGAGCCAUGAGAUAAUAGAACGCGCGCCCGUCUACGUAGAUGAUCAAGUAACAUCAUGGCCUACGAAGUGGAACGAGGCGGACAUGUACCCGACGCUGGACGUGGAUGAAGGUGGACUACAGACCAAGUUUACUGGUCCUACACCCAAGAGCAACGAUGAAGCUGGUUCGAUCCGGGCAGACCAUCCCAUGCCACGGCAAGGCGGAAUCUAUUACUACGAAGUGACCAUCGUCGCCAAGGGUAAAGAUGGUAGAAUGAUUGGCAUCGGAUUUACUGGACCAAAGGUCGUUCUUAGCAGGAUACCAGGCUGGGAGCCCGACUCUUUCGCGUACCACGGCGACGACGGGUAUUCUUACAGCAACACCACCUCGGGAAAGCCAUUUGGACCCAAGUUCGGGACGCUUGAUGUGAUUGGAUGUGGUGUCAAUUUCCGGAAGGGCACUGCGUUCUUCACAAGGAAUGGCCAUUUCUUGGGUGAACCCUUCAAAGACAUCAAACCAAACCUUUCAUGGUAUCCGACCGUGGGCAUGAAGAAGAAUGGGGAAACGCUGAGGGUGAAUUUCGGACAGGAACCGUUCCUCUUCGACAUUGACAAGAUGGUCCAGGCCGAGAAGGCAGAAAUACAGAGGGAGAUUGCAGCUGUCAAAGCACCCCCGCGGACAGAGAAGGACAAAUCGCCUUUUGACGAGACCGCAUUCAUCCACAGUCUUGUCAGCCAAUACCUUGCACAUGAUGGUUAUGUGGAAACCGCACGCGCCUUUCAAGAAGAGGUUGCAGAAGAAUCGCAGGCAUUGGCCAACGAGGACGCCGAUCUUUCCUACAUUGAGGUAGAGGAGGAUGUCGACGCGAUAAACCGGCAAAAGAUCCGCGCCGCAAUAUUGGAAGGUGACAUCGAUAAGGCGCUGAAGCACACCAAUGCCUACUAUCCGUCAGUUCUCCAAAACAACGAGAACAUAUAUUUCAAACUACGAUGCCGGAAAUUCAUCGAGAUGAUCAGAGUCACUAAUGACCUUGCCUCGAAACGAAACCAAAUCAUUCCUACACCCCCUUCCAAGCGUUCAACCGCAUCCAACGGACACAACGACGAGUAUGACUUCGAGAUGGAGCUCGACGAGCAGCUCGGCGUCCACAAUGGCUCAUGGAACAUCGGGGCAGAGAACAUGAACGUGGAUGACGACGAUGACGAAGAUCCAGAGGUCCACCAACAGAAAUUGCGCGAGCUAACGAGCAGGGCUAUCGCCUACGGCAUGGAACUUCGCCAGGAAUUCCACAACGAUCCGAGAAGAGAAGUUAAGAGAGCUCUGGAGGAUACCUUCGCACUGAUCGCCUACGAAAAUGCGGCAGAGUCGGCGUUGGCUCCGUUGCUGGAUGUGAGUGGUCGGGUCCCUGUAGCGGAGGAGCUGAACAGCGCCAUUCUUGUUUCUCUCGGCAAAAACUCCCGAGCAACAUUGGAACGUCUUACACAACAGACAGAGGCCUUAGUGAAUGAGCUGGCCGAAGACGGUGGCCCUGGAGCUUUUAUCAACGUUCGAAGGGACGUCCUAACAUAG